Molecule: messenger RNA, 1293 nt
Organism: Bathycoccus prasinos
Lineage: Eukaryota; Viridiplantae; Chlorophyta; Mamiellophyceae; Mamiellales; Bathycoccaceae
Exons: 1
Coding region: 1-1293 (430 amino acids)
Biological process (GO): rRNA processing; ribosomal large subunit assembly
Cellular component (GO): nucleolus
Molecular function (GO): 5S rRNA binding
Source: RefSeq, a predicted model, not a curated record
AUGGCGGCGGCGAAGAAGAAGAAGAAGAUGAAGAAGAUGAAGCAAAAAUGGGCGGCGAUGGAGGAGGAAAUGAUGAUGUCCUCCUCUCCAUCGAAGGCGGCGGCGUCGAUGGAGAGGAAGAAGAGAGACGAGGAACUGUUCGUGGUAGAUACUGCGACAAUCACGCACAAAACGUCUGCUAAUGCUUCCGCGGGAGGGGGUGCUUUGUUUUUAACGAAAAAACAACGAGCUCGGAUGAAAACGUUACGGGUGGAUUCGAUAUUGAGAAGGGAAAAAGUGGAAAAGUCGUAUCCGAAACCGACGAAACAUCGAACGGUUGACGGAAACGUGGCGGUCAUGAAGAAGAAGGAAAAAGAGGAGGAAGAGGGAAAGAAAACCGAAAGAACACUCGAACGCGCAGACGAACAAAACGGUCUGAGCUUGUGGGAAAAGCACUUCCCGAGGGCCACGGGAAUCGCCCGACAGGCGAUGAAAAUUUUGCGACCGACGGUGGAUCGAAAGCACGCGAAACCGGUACAAGUGGACGAGGCCGGAUGUUCGUACAAUCCACCAGAAGAUUUGCGAAACGAAGUCAUCAUGAAAGCGGCGGCGAAGGAAAUCGCAAAGGACUAUAAAGAGCAAUUGAAUCCGGUGCGACCGCCGUUGUUAGGGCAGAAAGCGGACGCGAUGCGGAUAAAAGAGUUGUAUUACGAAACUGGGUUUGGGGAUGAGGACGACGAGGACGAGGACGAGGACGACGAAGGAAAAGUAAACGCGAAGAAGAACAAAAGUGCAGCGAAUACCUCGGAAAAGCUCAACAAAGCCGCGCGAAAUAAACGCGCCCGACAUCAACAGUUACAAAAAGAAAUCGAAGAGAGAAAGCAAUUGAAGAAACAACGACGGGAUUUAAGCGAAUUGAAAUCAAUAACGAAAGAUAUCGCGGAAAAAGAAAAACGCGACGAAAUGAAACGGCACAGGCUUCACUUAACGCGAAAAGAGCGCGAGGAAACGCAACCUCGGCGGUUAGGAAAGCACAAAUACGAGGAAGAUUUACCGGAGGUGUUGUUUACAGAACAAGUCAAUGGAAAUUUACGAACGCUGCACGGUGCGCACACGUUAUUAAAAGAUCGUUUGAAGUCCUAUCAGAGAAGAGAAUUGAUCGAGCCAAGGAAAAGACAGAUUAAGAAGAAAUCAAAGAUGUUGAUGAAGUACGAACCAGGCGCGAGAGGCGCGAGAGAGAGCGAGAAUCAAAAAGAAAUCGAUGCUCUGAACGCGCAGAUCAAGGAGAAAAAAAAAAUGUCUUCUUCCGUUUAG